AUGUCCGGCGUCUACGAUAUUCUCUCUAUCCGAAAUCCCGCGAUCAAGGAGCUCUUCCGACUCCGCGUUGGGCGAAGGCGUGCUCGCAUGCCCAAAGGGCAAUGCGUAGUGCGAGGUCGUCAGAUUGUGCAGUCUAUUUCGGAGCACUUCAAGUUUGAGAAGGUCUUCACACAUGAGUCGCGAGAUGCAGCCAGCUACAAUGCAGACAAAGUUAUUCGCACUCCAAAAGCCGUUCUGCAGCAUGUGCUCUUCGGUGCGAAGGCACCUUCGCAGACCUUGAACGACGGGGAUCUCGUUAUAGGACAAAUCAAGCAACCCGAGGCAACAGAAGAGUUCGAACCUUCGCCGAGAUGCUUGCUGGCAGUUGACAAGAUCAAGCAUCCGGAGAAUAUGGGUCUCUUGCUGAGCACUGCCGUUGCAUUGAAGUUCGAUGGAGUGGUGUUCAGCACCGAAUGUGUGGAUCCCUUCUGCUACAAGGUGCUUGAAGCUUCCCAGGCAGUUGCGUGGACGUUGCCAUACAAGAGCUUUGCCACACCGCAGCAGCUGGUGGAGCUUUGUGACAGGCACCAGCUGCUGCUAUGUGCCGCGCAUAAAGAUGGCAACGUGUUGUCGGAAGUGUCGCAGCUCUCCAGCAGCCGACGUGGUUUUUGCCUGGUUGUAGGCAAUGAGGCCGACGGCAUUCAGGCAGAGCUUCUCAGCCGCUGCACGAAGGUGGCAUUACCCAUGUCAGAACUGGUCGAGUCCCUCAAUGCGGGAGUC
Symbiodinium sp. CCMP2592 is the source of this 759-nucleotide messenger RNA. The record is from the annotation of a GenBank genome assembly. Lineage: Eukaryota; Dinophyceae; Suessiales; Symbiodiniaceae.